Molecule: messenger RNA, 3303 nt
Organism: Daldinia loculata
Lineage: Eukaryota; Fungi; Ascomycota; Sordariomycetes; Xylariales; Hypoxylaceae
Exons: 4
Coding region: 448-3009 (853 amino acids)
Molecular function (GO): protein binding
Source: RefSeq, a predicted model, not a curated record
AGCAACUACAAUGCUACCGACUUCUAUCAGACAAGCUGCCAAGUUUUCCUGCUUGAAUCCGCCGCAUCGAGCCCAUCUUACGGCUGAUGCAAUCAUGGCAUAUAAUCUUCAUGUUCAUGAUGUAGUGAGCCAAGCACCCAUGUCACCCCGUUACAUCCACAAGUCUUAAACGUUACCCCGACCUAUUAUACCUACUAAAUGCCGACGCUGUUGUAUCCGCAAGUACCGUGAUACUUCCGCCGUCAUUGGCCCCUGGCCCCUGGAUUAAUCCUGUGCAUUUUAGCUGCCCUCGGAAGCCUCAAAAGGGUUGCUCUGUGACCUCAUAUCCAUAUAUGAAGAUGCCACCCCCCUUCCCGUGGUCAUCGCUAUGCAUGGAGUGGCGAUAUUCUUCUAUGCCGUGGAUUUGAGAAGAGAACCAUUUACGCGACAGUAAGAUGCUAUUUCACCAUGACAUUUACCAAAGUCCUCAAUAGCAAUCCUGACCUCGGAAGUCGACGAAACGAGACUCCGCGCCCAAGGUUUAAUUCGUUAGUCACAUCAGAUCGUCUAAGAGAAGGCUCAAGACUACCGAAAUUUUCGAUGGCGAGCAGUAUCAGAAAAGGACGACGAUCAAUAUUUAAGGAAGUAGGACUGACCGCGGAGGGACGAGAAAGUCAACAAAACAUAACCUCAGAGACGCACGAAGAAAGUGACGCCAAUGAAAGAAUUGGGCCAUCCUCAGAAAUAGCGUCACCGGUGGAAACGACAUCUUCUAUUGGGCAAGGUUCGCCGAGGGGAAAGUCUAAGUGGUUGUCUAAAUUGGCACCGUCGAGGCGCCCGAGGAUGAAAACUACUUCUAGUGCGCCACCUCCCAUGAUCACAGGGCUUCAUAGGCUCUCCAUGAUCGCUCUACUUAUCGCAAUUGUUCUUCCUACCAUUAGUUAUAAUAACGGCCAUAAAAGGGUUGAGGUCAGCGGCGCAGACGCAGGCGUAAUUAGACCAAAUCCGAGCGUGAUCCUCAAAACCAGAGAGGACAGUCCCACCGACGUUUGUACAAGAUGGGCUGGUCAAAGUGCUUUGAUUAAUGGGACGGUAUACAUCUACGGAGGUCGGUCAAAGAACAACGGAGAUCAGCAAACGAACACAUGGAACAACGACUUUAUAGCCCUUGAUCUGACCAAAUCAUGGGAUAUCAGCUCACCGGCCCUGUCAGGUCUCCCUAGACCAUCAGGUCCGCCAGCGGUAUCUCUUGGCUAUCUCUGGAACGACUUAGACCGUCUAUAUCUCUAUGGCGGCGAAUUUUCCGAUGAUCCUCUUGUACAACCAUCGCCAAUCUCUACAUGGAUGUAUGAUGUAGCUUCGUCAACUUGGACAGAACUACAAGAUCUUAUGACAUCAGCUGGCAACUUUUCAGAUCCCGAAGGCACUCCUGUACAACGGGCGGCGGAAGGCGCUGGAAUCUCCGUACCUGAGUUAGGCGUUAGUUGGUAUUUCGGCGGCCACCUAGAUUGGGCUACUACGCCAGGGUGGACGAACCAGAUUGACCGUGUCUAUCUGAAGAGCCUACUUGAGUUCACGCAUCCAGGGUAUGCAAACUCCGGGGUUGACUCGCUCCAUUCUUCUGGCGCUCCCCCAGGUGGUGCUUACAGAAACAUCACAUGGGGCGGCAUUCAAAACCAGGAUGGCUUCACCGAGCGAGCUGACGGUGUUCUCGUUUACGUCCCCGGCUGGGCUCCGAGAGGGAUUUUACUGGGCCUUGGCGGAGGGGUGGUCGGAGAACACGAAACCACCGACGCAUUCUCUUCCAUGAGUACCAUUGAUGUUUAUGACAUAAAAACUAGUACCUGGUAUCACCAAGAGACAUCCGGUGAAGCACCUCAAGUACGAGUAAAUCCAUGCGCAGUUAUCUUCUCGGCCCCCGAUGCAAGCUCGUUUAAUAUCUAUAUGUACGGCGGACAGAACCUGCUCCCGUAUGGAAAUCAAACUCAAUACACGGACAUAUGGAUUUUGACUGUGCCCUCAUUUACUUGGAUUAAAGUCGAUACUUCGACUAGCAAAGAGCCACCAGCCCGAGCCGGUCAUCAAUGUGCUGCCCGAGAUGGUCAGAUGAUCGUGAUCGGUGGCUAUGUUGGCACUGAGAUUGCUUGUGACAACCCUGGUAUCUACAAUUUUGACGCCUCAAAUUUGGAAUGGAAAGAUUCCUUCGAUACAGCAGACCACCCGGCAGACGAUCACCCAGAGAAUAGCAUACUGGCUGGUAGUUACGGUUAUAAGGUACCCGAUAUAGUUCAGUCGGUAGUAGGCGGCUCAUCUGAUGGUGGCGCAACAGCAACGCAGCCAGCGUCUGGCCCGGCUACAGACGGACCUUUCAAAACUGGUACACCGCCGGUGUUUACCAUUACGGCACCUGGCAGCAUCGCAACCGUGACAAAUGGCGACUCAGGGUCUGGCGACUCAUCUUCAUCACCCGCCGGUGCGAAUGGUGGCUUAAUCGCCGCAGGCGUAAUAGCAGGCCUGGCGGGUCUGGCAGCACUAUACCUCGGGUUCUGCACAUGGCUAUACCGUCGCCAGGUGGCUGCGUAUAAGCAGCAUAUGGCUAUCGUAAACCGGGACUCUGGUUCUAUAGAUGGAGAUAAGGGCUUCGGAGCGACCGUCGCCGGGAUGCGCGAGAAGCUGCGUAAAAGCCACCGCCGCGGAUCCUCCGACGGCUCUGGCGAGCAGUUCGGAUGGGUGGGCCGCCAAAGUGAACAGAAGCAGAUAGCCGGCGAUGAUCCGAGUUCUGGUACAUCCGGAUCGAGAUCGGGCUAUGGUUGGUCGCGGCCUAGUGACGACAGCCCCUGGGCAUAUGAUAGCUACAUCAGCGGGGCGGCGGGUGCAGGAGACAUCGGGCGAUCUAAGAGCGGCGCGAGUCGCAGCACGGCUGGGUCGGCAGACGCGCUAUUGGAUGGACGGCAACCGAAUUUCAUUAGCGUUGUAUUGGCGCCCAGGCGUGCCUUGCGCGUUGUUAACGGGAUAGAAGAUCAGCAAUGAUGCCUACCUUCUUCCUGCUUGCUUCCUUUUUUUGUUGUUGACUCUAAAACAUAAUAUCUUGGCAAAAAACUCUGGCGAAAGGUUUUAAUAAGAUGGACGAACGAUAUACGAGGAACGAUCUGCACAGGAGUCCUGUCCGUUUUUUCUUUUUUUUUCGUUUCGUUGAAUAGUUGUACGAUACCCAAAUUUGUUAUGAUGUUUAGAAACAUGGUGACUACCACCUCAUGUAACGUAUUUAGUUAUACGAAUUGGUUGGAAUACGUGCUGCAAGUAUAAGGAGGGGGGGAAGGAAGG